CCUUCACGUCUUGACGCACUCAGUGAGAGAGAGAGGUUAAAGUUGAAGGGGUCAUAUGGAGUCGUUGUCGUCAGUGGCACCUUCGAUCGUGCUCCCUCCGAAUAAUUCCCUCCGACGGCACAGCCGAAGGCGAAUUGUUGUCUCCUCUUCUUCUCCCCAAAAUAGUAGCCGUCUUCCAUCUCUCUGUUCAUUCUUGAGCCUUCCGUUGGCUCCGUAUCCCUCCAGAAGGAGGAUUAGGGAAACCACCUGCGGGUCGCACGGCAGCGGUGGGGAAGCAGCAGAGGCUGGAGAUGGUGAGGACGACGAAUUAGGUAGGGCUCUUCACCUGGACGGUUCAAUCCCCGGGACUUCCGACGAGUUCGUGAAGCAGGUCUCUUCCCGCGCUUAUGACAUGCGUCGACAGCUUCAGCAGACUUUCGAUAGUAGUAGCUACGACGUGUUGGAGGCGAACCCAUGGAGAGAAGCUUCAAAGCCUGUCUAUGUGCUGACCCACAAGGAAAACCAGUUAUGCACCAUGAAAACAAGGAGAAAUCGCAGUGAAGUUGAAAGGGAGCUUGGGCUUUUGUUUUCUAAAGGUAAAAAAUGGAGAUCUGAAAUUGGAAACAAGGGUAAGCAGUCAAGAACUGGCAAUAAGUUCCAGAUGCUUGUAGAGGAUGUCAGGGAAGGAGUACUUGUAUUUGAAGAUGAGAAUGACGCAGCUAGAUACUGCGACCUACUUGAGGGAGGAGGUCAAGGUUGUGAGGGUGUUGCAGAGAUUGAGGCAUCAUCGGUCUUUGAUAUUUGCCGGAAGAUGAGAGGUCUUGCAGUUCUAUUCCGGCGUGGAAGAACACACCCUUUACCCGAAAGCCUUGAGCUUAACCUCAAAGCCCGUAAGCGUUCUCUGGAAGAUCAAGAAGACUAGAUAUGACUUUCCGAUGCAUGAGUGAAGGGCAAUAUAUAUUCACCAUUUUCAAAGCUUAAGGUCAUAUAUGCCUAGUAGCUGUACUGAAAAUCAUGUACUAACCGUUCAUAUCACGUUGAUCGGUGUUAUGUGAUGGAGAAAUUUGGAAGGGGCGUGCAUACUUUGAUAACUUGCAUUGUAAAAUGACUCUAGUUAUUUGAAUGAAGUUGCCCUACAUUUAGCC
This is a messenger RNA of Telopea speciosissima, 1124 nucleotides long. RefSeq lists its product as uncharacterized. NCBI's taxonomy places the organism in Eukaryota, Viridiplantae, Streptophyta, Magnoliopsida, Proteales, Proteaceae. The record is from RefSeq and is a predicted model, not a curated record. The transcript is spliced from 5 exons. The coding region runs from base 56 to 901 and encodes 281 amino acids.